Penicillium mononematosum is the source of this 1743-nucleotide messenger RNA. RefSeq lists its product as uncharacterized. Gene Ontology annotation, biological process: transmembrane transport; oligopeptide transport. The transcript is spliced from 7 exons. The record is from RefSeq and is a predicted model, not a curated record. NCBI's taxonomy places the organism in Eukaryota, Fungi, Ascomycota, Eurotiomycetes, Eurotiales, Aspergillaceae. Gene Ontology annotation, cellular component: membrane. Bases 1 to 1743 code for a protein of 580 amino acids. Gene Ontology annotation, molecular function: dipeptide transmembrane transporter activity.
AUGAAUGCCAGUGAUCCUGCCGAAGUGAGUGAGAUUGCCAAAUCCAAGGCAAUCUCCCACGACAUCAGUGCCGAUGAGAAAGUCCCAGUGGUUGAUGACCUGACCAUCGACAAUGCCCCUCCCGUGAGAGAAGUCUCAAUCGAAGGAGACGACUAUGCUUUGGAAAAGACCACUCCUACAGAUGAGGAACUGGCCACUUUGCGUCGUGUUGCGGGUAAGCUGCCCGCAGCAGCAUACAGUGUUGCCUUUGUGGAACUGUGCGAGCGUUUUUCGUACUACGGUACCACUGCUGUUUUCGUCAACUUCAUUCAGCGACCUUUACCCGAUCAAUCCACCACCGGUGCCCUUGUUCCAGGUGUCUCUGACUGGAGCAAUGAAUCGCCUGGAGCUCUAGGUAUGGGCCAACAGGCCUCUACCGGAUUGACAUUGUUUAACUCUUUCUGGUCCUACAUCAUGCCCCUCUUUGGUGCCAUAGUUGCUGAUCAAUAUUGGGGUCGUUACCGCACCAUCAUGUCCGCAAUUGCCUGUGCACUCGUUGGACACGUCAUUCUCAUCGUUUCCGCCAUUCCCCAGGUUAUUGAAAAUCAAAAAGGAGCCGCUGCAUGCUUCUCUAUCGGUCUUGUCAUUAUGGGUCCUUAUGUCACAACACUUGCUAGCGGCGAGCGUGUCAUCGUUGACCCAGCUGCCACGGUUGCUCGCAUCUACCUGUACUUCUACAUGAUGAUCAACAUUGGUUCCUUUGUGGGUCAGGUCGCAAUGGUCUACGCCGAGCGAUACGUUGGUUUCUGGCUCUCUUAUCUUCUGCCCACCGCCAUGUUCUGUCUCUGCCUGCGUGGAUCGAUCUACGGCAAGGCUUUGAAGGUGUGGGGUUUGGCGCUGAAGGGCAACUGGAGUCUAAACCCCGUGCGAUGGUUCCAAAAAUCUGAUAAGGAUAUUUGGGCCGCCGCCAAGCCCAGCCACUUCGGGGACAACAAACCCGCCUGGAUGGACUUCGAUGAUGCCUGGGUGGAUGAAGUUCGACGAGGACUGAUGGCCUGCAGAGUGUUCUUGUGGUACCCCCUUUACUGGCUCGCCUACAACCAGAUGUUGAACAACCUGACAUCUCAAGCGGCCACCAUGAAACUUGGAGGUGUUCCCAACGACAUCAUCAACAACCUCAACCCCAUUUCACUGAUCAUCUUCAUUCCCAUCUUCGACCACAUCAUUUACCCUGGUAUUCGCAAGAUGGGUUUCCACUUCACCCCUUUGAAGCGUAUCACGGCCGGUUUCAUUAUGGCCGCCCUCAGUAUGGUCGUUGCCGCGGUCACCCAACACUACAUCUACAAGCUGGGACCUUGCGGCAGCAAUGCCAACUACUGCAUAGAGGAGGAGCAGAAAUACACCAAUAUCUCCGUUUGGGUUCAGGCCCUAACCUACAUCAUGGGUGGUAUUUCCGAGAUCCUUGCAUCUGUGACUUCCCUUGAGUAUGCCUACACCAAGGCCCCGAAGAACAUGCGCUCCCUCGUGCAGGCUGUGGCGCUGUUGAUGAACGCCUUCUCGUCUGCCAUUGGUCAGGCUUUCAUUGGUCUGGCUAAAGACCCUCUGUUGGUUUGGAACUACACGGUGGUUGCUAUCCUUGCCUUCGUGGGCGGUGUUGGAUUCUGGGCCACCAAUUACAAGUUGGACGCAGAGGAAGAUGCCAUGAACAUGUUGCCAGACAGCCACUUCACUCCCCAUGCGGCUGUGGAUGAGGAGCGGAAGUGA